Molecule: messenger RNA, 2279 nt
Organism: Drosophila busckii
Lineage: Eukaryota; Metazoa; Arthropoda; Insecta; Diptera; Drosophilidae
Gene: brk
Product: G-box-binding factor
Exons: 2
Coding region: 1-2043 (680 amino acids)
Source: RefSeq, a predicted model, not a curated record
AUGGAUAAAAGCGAACAAAAGUUGCCGUCGGAAAGCAAUAACAACAACAACAACGGCAGCAGCAGCAAUACAAGCGCCUGCAGUCCCAAGAUGGGAUCACGUCGCAUUUUUACGCCACAAUUUAAGCUGCAGGUGCUCGAAUCGUAUCGCAGCGACAGCGACUGCAAGGGCAAUCAACGAGCCACAGCGCGCAAGUACAACAUUCAUCGUAGACAAAUACAGAAGUGGCUGCAAUGCGAGACCAAUCUACGCUCAUCGGUGGCCAACAAUCAGCAACAGCAGCAGCAGCAACAGCAGCAGCCCACAAAUGUUGCUGGCGUGCAUCAGCAGCAGCAGCAGCAGCAACCACAGCCAGUUAAGCUUGCUGCACAAACGUUUCAUAGUCUGCCACAUGCGUAUCCGCAUCUGCAUCAUCAUCAGCAUCAUCAUCAUCAUCAUCAUGCUGCUGCAGCGGCUGCCGCUGCUGCUGCUGCGGUGCAUGCGCAUCAUUUGUUGGCCAAUGGCUUUGCGCCACAUCCGCCACAUCAUCAUCAGCAGCAGCAGCAACAUCAUCUGCAUCAUCAGCAGCAGCAGCAGCAGCAUCAUCAGUUGCUGCCACCGCCGCCGCCUGUGCCGCUGGGCGUGCCAUUGCCGCUGCCAGCAGCAGCAGGAGCAACAGUUAACCAGCAGCAACAGUUGCCGACGGCCAAUGGCAGCGCAACAGUUGCUAAUAAAAUUGCUGCCGUUGUAGCAGCCAUGACUAGCAGCAACAGCAGCAGCAGCAGCAACAGCAGCAGCAAUAGCAGCAGUUGCAACAGCAGCAGCAACAACAGUCCCUUAGUCAGUGCCAAUACGUUGCCAUAUACAACAACAACAACAACAACACCAACAAUAAAUACACAACAACAAGUGCCAAAUGUCGUGCCAAUGCCCAACAGCAACCAGAGCAACCAGAGCAGCAACAGCAGCAACAUUCCUCAGCUCGCCUAUGCGUAUACGCUGCCAGCCGCUUAUAUGCCACUUACAGCGCUUGCCACGCCCACACCUGCGCCCAUGGAUCUGUCGCUAAGCAGCGCAGCGCGACGCCAACGCGAACAGCAGCAACAGCAACAGCAACAGUUGCUCAAAGCUGGCGCCUGCGUGGACUUGAGUUGUCGCAAACGUGCCGCCCAUACGCUCUGGUCUGGCAGCCUGCCCGCCGACAAGCUGAGCAAGCUGGAGGAGAUCAAGUGCGAGGAGCCGAGCGACACUGAGGCCGAGGAUGUCGACAUCGAUGUGGAGGCCGAGGGUGAAACUGUCGACGAGCGUCAAAUGCCCGCCAAGCAGGUAAAACUAUUCAAGCCAUAUUUGCUGGAUGAAACGACGGCCAAGCCAACGACGCUGGACGCUGAAGAGGAAGAGCUGGAGGAGGAACUGGAGCUGGAGCUAGAGCGUGCCACACCAGAUGAUCACGAACGCGAUGCCGAUGCGGAGGACGAAGAGUUGCAUAAUAACAACAACAAUAACAACAAUAGCAAUUUGAAAAAGAAGCAACGUCGCGCCGCCAACAGCAGCAGCAGCAGCAGCAACAACAACAGCAAUAAACAACGCGAGCCCAUCAUCUGGAGCAAUCAUCCAUAUGCCAGCAGCUGCUUUCAAUCGCCGCUGACAUUUCCUGGCAGCGGGAGUCCUCAGCAACAGUUUUCCAGCCGCAGCAGCAACAGCAGCAGCAUCAGCAUCAGCAAUCCCUCAACCCCGCAAAGCGUGCUCAGUCCAUUUUCCGCGCCGGCGCUCUCACCCACCGGCUUCAGUUGCCCCAAAGGCUCGCCCGUCUCCGGCUACGAGAGCAGCUCAUCCACCUAUAGCGACAGCGCCAGCGCCAGCUCUGCCCACGGCUACAGUCUCAAUCUGCAGCUGCACACCGCCGUCUACAACGACAAUCUGAUGAGCGCGUUGCAGCAGCAACAGCAGCAGCAGCAACAGUUGCUGCAACGCACACAGCUGCAACGUUGGCUGGAUCAGGAGGCGCUGGCCGCCUUGGCUGCUGCUCGUGUCACACCAGCAACAUCAACCAUUACAGCUUAGACAAUAACAAUAACAAUAACAACAACAACAACAACAACAAUCAACAAUUAACCCAAAACCCACCGCGCAGGGGGCGUGGGCCUAGGGCCUGGUCCUGGCCUUUGUAAGUUUAUUUAAUAACUUAAGCCUUAAUCAUUUUAGAAAUUUACAACAACUAUAUUUUUGUCAAUUGUUAAUUCUAAACUUAAGCUUGCAACAAUUUAAAACUACUUCCAAAAUAAAAAAUUAAAAAAAAA